Messenger RNA from Gordionus sp. m RMFG-2023, 1542 nucleotides. RefSeq lists its product as uncharacterized. Lineage: Eukaryota; Metazoa; Nematomorpha; Gordioida; Chordodea; Parachordodidae. The record is from RefSeq and is a predicted model, not a curated record. The transcript has 3 exons. The coding region runs from base 1 to 1542 and encodes 513 amino acids.
AUGACAAAAUCGUUAACAAAUAUAAAAAGUAAUGUAGAAUAUCCUACAUUCAAUAACAAUAUAGAUACAUACAUUAAAAAGUUUGAAAAUUUAUUAAAGGACACGCAGGUUCCCGAGGCAGAAAAAGCUAAUGCGUUCAUUCAAAGAUUACCAGAAGAAGACUAUUUGGACCUGGAAUCCAUUUGCGUUCCAUCUGAUUACAACGAUUUGAAAAUGUUACUGGAAAAAUACAGGCUAAUACAUCCCGAUAAAUCAAUAGACACGUACAGGACGGAAUUCAACGCAGCCGUUCAAGAUAAAGGGGAAACAUUUGGUAAAUGGGUAACUAGACUAUGUAAGUUGAAUAAUAAAUGCAAUUUUAAGGAUCAAGAGAGAAUAAUUGAGAAGAUAAAAAUAUCGUCAAGUAAUAAAAAAAUUAGGGAGCAGAUAUCGAAAUUAGAAAAUAUAACUAUUACAGACAUAUUAAGAAUUGGGAGAGAAAUAAAUGAUGGGGAUGAUUAUGAAAAUAUAAAUAUUAAAAUGGAUAAUAUAAAAAUAGAAGGAGCAGCAUCAACUUCGACGAUAAAGAGUUAUGGACAAUCCUGGACACCUAGAUACAACAAUCAUCAACAAUGGCAAAAUAAUUACAAUUACAGAUAUCAAGGUAAUUACUAUCCAAGACAUCAGAAUAAUUAUGAACCAAUGUAUCAUUGUCAAAAUAAUUUUAAUAAUAGAUUUUACAACGACAGAGGAUAUUACACACCAAGAUCGUAUAAUAGAUUUUCGAAAUUUAAAAAUAAUUAUAAUAAUAAUAAUAAUUACAAUUUUAAUAAAUAUUAUAAUGAGCUCAGGUUUAGACCUAGAUACGAUGAAUAUCAACAUUAUCGUCAUCAGAAUUUCGAUCAAUCACGUAACAAUCGAUAUCAAAACUAUGAAAACGAUGAACAAAGAUACACGAAUAAAGUUAAUAUAGUGAACAUAGAAGAAAUAAACGAGGAAAAUAACGUCAAAUCAGAAAAAAAUGAAGUUGAGAAAAUAAAAAACAAGGAAUACAAUCUAUUCUGCUUGGAUAUCAACAAUUUAAAUGAUGAUAAUAACAAAGAAAAUGAUGCAUAUAAAGUCACGUUAUAUUUAAACGACAUACCUAUUAUCAUGCAAAUUGAUACCGGAUCGCGGUUCACAAUAUUACCGAUAAAUAUUGCAAGAAAGAUUGGGAUAAAUAUCUUAAAUAAAUCGGAUACUAAAUUAACUGGAUAUGACGGAAGAGCAAUAAAAGUGAUAGGCAAUGCCAAUAGUGACAAGAUUGCACUCUUGGGAAGGACGUGGAUAAAAGUUUUUAAAAACAUACUUAAUCAAUUUGUGAAUUUAGUAGAAGAAAAUAACAACAACGACAUUCAAAAACUGAUAGACGAAUGUAAAUCAAAAAUAAAUAUGAAACCAAUAAAUUCGCCUAGCGACAUUUUAUCACAUGACACUUUAUCAUGCGACACUUUAUCAUGCGACACUUUAUCACGACGACACUUUAUCACGACGACACUUUAUCACGACGACACUUUAUCAUGA